This is a messenger RNA of Geodia barretti, 2772 nucleotides long. NCBI's taxonomy places the organism in Eukaryota, Metazoa, Porifera, Demospongiae, Tetractinellida, Geodiidae. The record is from the annotation of a GenBank genome assembly.
CCCCCCCGCGUGUGCGCGCAUGUGUGUUUUGGUGUCGUUUGGCUGGGUUGUAGGUUUCAUCCUAGCUGCGUCGGCCGGCAGACAUCACAUGCAUACCUCCUUCGUUUGAGUCUUCGAAGGGAGCUCGAUCCCUCCCGCACGACCCGAAGAAACGUCGAAAACGAUAGUUUUUCCCCGGGUGAGCGAUGGAGAACGAGGAAGAGAACUACUAUGACGAUCUGGAGGGACCGGAGGAAGAGUUCCACCGCCGAAGACCCCAGCAGCACCUCUCCCCGUCCAAGGACAAGCAUCCGGAACUCGUGUACCGCCCUGACACGCAUACCUCCGAGGCCUUCUCACGGUUCCAGGAAAUGAAAACGGCAGGCCGACUGUGCGACGUGGUGGUGAAGGUGGGCCACAUCUCCAUCGAGGCCCACCGAGUGGUUCUGGCCGCCUGCAGCCCCUAUUUCCGAGCCAUGUUCUCGGGGAACAUGCGCGAGAGCAGGGAGGGGGUCGUCACGAUCAAGGAGUUCGACCCGGAGGCCGUGCGAAGGGUGGUGGAGUUCUGCUACUGCGCCGUCAUAUCGAUCGACAUGGCGAACGUGUUCAGCGUCCUGCCCGUGGCGAACCUCCUGCAGAUGAGCGGUGUUCAGGAGGCGUGUUGCCAGUUCCUCGGCAGCCAACUGCACCCUUCAAACUGCCUCGGGAUUCGCAGUUUUGCCGACCUCCACAACUGCCAGGGACUCUGGAAGAAAUGCACCCUCUUCAUGCAGCAGCGGUUCCCCGAAAUUGCCCUCCACGAGGAAUUCCUGGAGCUGGGGUUCGAGGAAGUGAAGCAGAUAAUCUCUGACGGCAACCUGAAUGUGAGGGGAGAGGAGCAGGUCUACGAGGCCGCAAUGGCGUGGCUCAAGCACGACGAGACCCGCCAGACACAUCACUUCGCAGAGCUCCUCGAGUGUGUGAGAAUGCCCCUCAUGUCGGCUACCUACCUCAGUCGCGAGGUCAAGAACGAGAGACUCGUUAUGGACAGCUACGAUGGGCGGGGCCUCCUCAUCUCUGCCAUGGACCACCACCUCCAGAAACACUAUCUGCGAAACUCGAGAACAGCUGUCAAAUCUAUCAACACCACCCCGCGGCGCUGUCCAGGGCUAGAGUGCCUCUUUGCAAUCGGAGGAUCCGGUCCACCGGUGUUUGAAGACGACCCGUACCUUGACCUCUGCGAAUGCUACGAUCCAGAGAAAGACGAGUGGAGAGUCGUGGCUUCAAUGUCAAUCCGGAGAUCGGGGAUGCGAGUGGCUUCGCUCGGCGGCUACCUCUACAGUAUCGGAGGGUUCUCUGCAUCAGAUACAAAGGCGCUGUCUGCCGUUGAGCGCUACGAUCCGAUGACCGACUCUUGGAGGCUAAUGUCGUCCAUGCUCACCCCGCGCCGCAGCUUCGGCGUGGCGGUGUUGAACGGGUACAUCUACUCUAUGGGAGGGAUAAACGGAGGAACUUAUUACGACAGCGUGGAGCGGUACUGCCCUCACACUAACAAGUGGAGUUUCGUCCAACCCAUGAGCGUAGAGAGGCGAGCAGUCACGGCUGCAUCGCUGGAUGGAUUUGUGUAUGUUGCAGGGGGGCACGAUGGGGAAGGUCUCCUGGACACGGUGGAGAGGUUCAACCCGGAGCAAGACACCUGGACCAUCGUAACCAACCUCGGUUCCCCCCGCUGUCUCGGAGGUCUCGUCUCCAUCAAGGGAUUCCUGUAUGCAGUGGGAGGAUACGAUGGAGCGAGUGUUCUCCGAUCUCUACAGCGCUACAACCCGCACACGGACGAGUGGGCGAUGGUCGCCUCACUCCCUAUUGCUCGGAUUGGAUUUGGAUCAGGCGUCAUGGACAACGCCCUCUACCUCUGUGGAGGCUGCAGCAAUCUCUCAAAGGUUAACACGGUGGACUACUAUGAUCCAGAGAAAGACGAGUGGAACAUUCUCUCCACUCCAAUGAGCACUCGACGCAGCAGUCUCGCAGUGGGCGUGGCAUCCACGUUCCUAUUCUAAUCAAUGCCCACCUAACAUUCAUCAAUGAACACAUUUUUGUAUCCCUCACUUUUAACCUGCCAAUCUUCACAAAAUGUUGCAAUCAUGAUCAUUCAGAACUUUAUAUUAUACAGAAUAAUGAACAAGUGAAUAAAUAAAAUAUUAUAUUAAUUAUGCUCCAGGAAAUGCAGUGUUAUGAGUUUCAAUGAAAAUGUUAAUGUGUUAUGAAAGUUUACGGUUGUGCAAAGUUCAAUAAUUGUCCUAUAUAGAUCUUAGAAGUGCAGCAGUUCUGAGGUGGUGGGCUCUAAAUAGAGUGGGUCCCCCUCACUGCCCCGGAGGUGGGGGAGGGGGAGGCGGGACAUAGUAGACCUGCUGGGACGGGGGAGGAGGUGCAGCCGGGGUGAACGGAACUCCAGACUGUUGAUAGCUCGUGUAGCCUCCAGUUGCACCAGCGCCGUUCUGGUAGGGAGUGUACUGUCCGUAUGCAGCAGAGGUGGGCACAGCCGGCGGGAGGUAGUUCGGAGUGAUAGAGUUGGUCUGAGGGUUGUAGGAAAAGGCCGGCGCGCUGGAGUAGGCACUGGUUGUAGAGUCACUGGAAUCCUUCUUGUUGUACUUUCCCAGCCCGCCCAGAUAGCUCUUGUCUCCUCCUUCGGACCACGACGUGGUGCCACUGCUGCCACUGCUUCUGCUGUUGUAGCUCGACCCUCCUCCUCCUCCUCCUCCUCCUCCUACGCCGCGGCCAUUCAUACUGGCUCUCUCUUCGUUGCGGCGCUUGUCG